UGCAAUAAUGCAAACCAAUCACAGCAGCCCAAAAGCCUAUGCAACGACGAAAUCAGCCCCGCUCCAAAUCGAUUGCUCGGUAGGAAAAAAACGAACCAACACUGCUAGUCUCACCUCCAUGCCAGUGAGAGUGAGUGACCCCAAGCAGGCAAACGCAACACCACCUAGCCUCUUCUUCCUCAUCUCAGUCUCAGAUCCAGCCCAAGAAACCCGACGAAUCCAGCCAUGUGCUGCAGCGACUGCGGCUGCUACGACAGCUGCUGCGACUGUUUCUGCCCGUGCCUCUCCUCCGAGACGCGGGAGACCAUCCUCUGCUGCGCGGUGUGCUUCGCCGUGGUCGCGGGCGUCGUGCUCUUCGCCGUGCUCCUGGCCGCCUACGGCUUCGUCCGCCACGCCGAGGUCAGCGUCCCGGAGGCCUCCCUCACGCGGCUCACGCUGCUGGACAACACCUCCCAGGCCACGGCGUUCGCCUACAACAUCUCCCUCACGCUCAACAUCCGCAACAAGAACUGGGCCAUGGCCGCCAAGAACACGAAGCCGCUCGACGCCGAAUACAACUUCGACGGGCAGCGGUUCGAGCGGGCGAGGCUGGCCGCGGAAGGGGAGAAGCACCCGCCGGGGAAGACCCGGGUCUACCACCUGGCCUCCGGCGCCGACAACGCCUACGUGGCGCUGGGCAACGCCGGGGUCGCCGAGUUCAGGAAGCAGAACGCGACGGGGGUGUUCGAGGUGGAGGUCGUGGUGUCCGGGGAGGUCAAGUACACGGCGAGAUACACCAAGUGCAAGUUCGAGGCCAAGUGCCCGCUCAAGCUGCAGCUCGCGCCGCCCGGCACGCCGGCCGUCGUCUUCCAGGCCGUCAAGUGCAAGCUCACGAAGCCCGAGAAGAACUGCUAGUACGGACUACGGACUACUAGGAGUUUCUUCAUCGUUUUGGCUAGUGAUUCUUUUUUCUUUGGGGAUUUGUAGUUCGAUUCGCUGAAACUAACUGCCCAUUUGGCUGAUUGUUGGUGGAAACGAGGGGAAUUUGUUUGCUUCAAUUCCUGUUUGUCUGUCUCCUUUUGUGUGCUCUUUUCCGCUGAAACUAUGGACUGGAUUCCGGAUUUGCUUU
Messenger RNA from Brachypodium distachyon (stiff brome), 1108 nucleotides. RefSeq lists its product as uncharacterized. The transcript has a single exon. The coding region runs from base 226 to 894 and encodes 222 amino acids. The record is from RefSeq and is a predicted model, not a curated record. NCBI's taxonomy places the organism in Eukaryota, Viridiplantae, Streptophyta, Magnoliopsida, Poales, Poaceae. Gene Ontology annotation, biological process: defense response to other organism.